AUGGGGAGGGCACCUUGCUGCCAGAAGGUUGGGCUGAAGCGAGGAAGGUGGACGGCGGAGGAGGACCAUAUACUCGCAAAAUAUAUUGCUCGGCACGGCGAGGGCUUAUGGAGGUCUCUGCCCAAGAAUGCGGGGCUACUCAGGUGUGGCAAGAGCUGCAGGCUGCGGUGGCUCAACUACCUGACAGACAAGGUGAGAAGGGGCAAAUUCUCUAGGGAGGAGGACGAUCUCAUCGUCAAGCUGCAUGCCACCCUUGGCAACAGAUGGUCCCUGAUCGCCAACCACAUGCCAGGGCGGACUGACAACGAGAUCAAGAAUUACUGGAACGCGCAUCUCAGUCGGCAGAUCCACAGCUUCCGGCACACGUACACCGCUGGCAACGAAACCACCAUAACCAUCGACAUCAACAGGCUUUCCGCCGCUUCCAAGCGGCGAGGCGGCCGGGCGCCCAGGAGCAGCACGAAGAAGCAGCCGGUGCCUGAGCCCACGAAGUCAAAGGAAGGCUGUAGCCCGGUCCGUGCCAUAUCAUCAUCAACAUCAAGGCUACCUCAGGGCGACUCGGACCAGAACCAGCCCAUUAACAACAUCACUGAUGAUAUGCCCUGCAGCGAGGAGGCCACGGGCAUGGACCCCGUAGAUCUGAAUGGUGAUGUCCUGGAGACCAACUACGCCAACAACUCAAUGGAUCAGAUUGGGAUUUUGGAGGAGGGAAGGGAGAUUGAGGCCCUGCUAUCAAGCAUUGGCGACAUGCCAGCUAGUGUGCUGACUGGCAUCGACUACGGAGGCCACUCUCCUCGGGUGGAGGAUCUCCUGGACAUGGACUGGGAGGGUUUUGCGUCCCACCUAUUCGACCAGCAAGCCCAGAAUGAUCUGCUCCAGACCGCUGAGCCGCAGAUUACAACGGGCUCCGAGUCAGACAAGCUUGAGUCGUUCGUCAGUUGGCUCUUCUCUGACGCGUCCUAA
Molecule: messenger RNA, 963 nt
Organism: Triticum urartu
Lineage: Eukaryota; Viridiplantae; Streptophyta; Magnoliopsida; Poales; Poaceae
Product: transcription factor Y1-like
Source: RefSeq, a predicted model, not a curated record